GCUUGGGCUUGGGUUUCAAAUAACGCCACGUUCGCCUUACCUUCUCUUCAACCCCCACCUAAACCAAAUUCUCUAAUAGAAUAUACAAAAAAAGAGAAAAGAAUCUCCUAAACUACGAACCCCAAAUUUUAAUUUUCAAAAAUCCAAAAUUCUAGGGUCUCUAUUCCCCAGCCUUCCCUAGGUUUUUCAGAGAACUUGUGUCGUGCAUUCAUUCCAGUUUUUCUGUUUACUUCUACUUCAAUCAUGUCGAGUUUGGAGGAACCACUUGGUUUAGACAAGUUGCCAAGCAUGAGUACUAUUGAUAGCAUUCAGAGGUUCUCGUCUGGUGCUUGCCGGCCAAGAGUAGAUGAUAUGGGAAUGGGGAACUGCUGGAUUGAUGGAAGGACUUGCAGUUCAUCCAACAGUUGCAAUGAAGAUUAUGAAGAGUAUUCAUGGGAGGCAUUCCCAUGGAGAAGACAUACAAGAGACAUAUGCCAAGGUGAUUCCCUCAAGAGAAGGUCUUUGAGCUUAGGCCGAAGUACCUUGGCCUUUGGAAAUGGUUGUGAUUCACGGUACAUUCCAGACCGUCAAUACAGCUCUAAGUGCAAUGAACAAGACAUAUGGGAGGUGACAAAUAAGUUUUUAAGAGGUAUACCGAAAUUUGUAAAGAUAGUAGAAGUUGGUCCAAGAGAUGGGUUACAGAAUGAGAAGAAUAUUGUACCUACUGCUGUAAAGAUUGAAUUGAUUCAUAGAUUAGUAUCUUCUGGAUUGUCCGUUGUUGAGGCUACAAGUUUUGUGUCUCCUAAAUGGGUUCCUCAGCUGGCAGAUGCAAAGGACGUAAUGGAAGCAGUUUGUAAUUUGCAGGGUGCUAGAUUGCCUGUUCUGACACCUAACUUAAAAGGCUUUGAAGCAGCUGUUGCAGCUGGUACUAAGGAAGUUGCAGUUUUUGCAUCAGCUUCUGAGUCAUUUUCAAAGUCAAACAUCAAUUGUAGCAUUGAAGAGAGUCUCGCUCGUUAUCGUGCUGUUACUCAUGCUGCUAAAAAGCUCUCAAUUCCUGUGCGAGGGUAUGUGUCGUGCGUAGUUGGCUGUCCGGUGGAAGGAGCCAUUUCUCCUUCAAAAGUCGCAUACGUGGCAAAGGAACUGUAUGACAUGGGUUGCUUUGAAAUUUCCCUUGGUGACACAAUUGGAGUUGGUACACCAGGGACUGUUGUUCCAAUGCUGGAAACUGUAAUGGCUGUUGUUCCUGUUGAAAGGCUUGCCGUUCACUUCCAUGACACUUACGGACAAUCUCUUCCAAACAUUCUUGUUUCCCUCCAAAUGGGGAUUAGCACAGUGGAUUCAUCCGUUGCCGGUUUAGGUGGGUGUCCAUAUGCUAAAGGAGCUUCAGGGAACGUACCCACUGAGGAUGUUGUGUACAUGCUUAAUGGUCUUGGUGUAAAAACAAAUGUGGAUUUGGGGAAGCUCAUGUUGGCUGGGGAUUUCAUCAGCAAGCAUUUGGGUCGCCCGUCUGGUUCAAAGACUGCGGUCGCAUUGGGCCGAGUGACAGCUGAUGCCUCUAAGAUAUAAGAAAUUGCUGGUAGAUAAAUUUAGAUAUAAUAUAUUUCAAGCAAGGCAAAAAGGAGAUCUCAGUCUUGCAGGGCAUUACUUCAUGUAUACUACCCCAUAUUAGGAAUAAACGAAACCCAAAUCCAUGGAUCCAGUAAUUAUUAUUUUGGAAACAAAGAAUCUUUAUUUUCCAAGAUCUGCUAAUCUCAAGCAGAAAUUACAAACUGUAAUGAAUAGAAAGUUAUAUCUAUAAUCUAUACUCUUUUCCCCUCC
Alnus glutinosa is the source of this 1797-nucleotide messenger RNA. RefSeq names its product hydroxymethylglutaryl-CoA lyase, mitochondrial. The record is from RefSeq and is a predicted model, not a curated record. The transcript has 9 exons. The coding region runs from base 244 to 1545 and encodes 433 amino acids. Gene Ontology annotation, biological process: ketone body biosynthetic process; L-leucine catabolic process. Gene Ontology annotation, cellular component: mitochondrion. Lineage: Eukaryota; Viridiplantae; Streptophyta; Magnoliopsida; Fagales; Betulaceae. Gene Ontology annotation, molecular function: hydroxymethylglutaryl-CoA lyase activity.